AUGGCAGAAAGCGCUUCAAGCCGAUUCGCCCGAUUGCUGACCUCACUCCACAUUCCCGAAGAGCAUAUCACGGAGGCGACUGCGCAAGUCUCUGCCGAGGAACAGGCUCAUGCCAUUGAGAAAUGGCAGAUGCGUGCCCCGGACGCGCUCGAAUGCCUUCAGAGGGUUGUGGUCAGCAGCGCCUCCAAGAUGGGUGAGACAUUGUCCGAGCACAUCAUACGCAGCUUCGAGGUAUCCAUGAUGAGCCUUAGCCAAGACACUUUCGAUGGAGAGGAGUGGGCAGCUGCAUUCGAUGCCUUGGCAGAGCAUUCCAUGGCAAACUUCAACACACUGCACAAGUACUCCACGGACAUUUCGCAGACGCCGUUCCCCUACCCAGUGCUUCUCGAAGAGCUGCGCCCGCUCUUGAAGCGGGACUUCGACGUCUCCCCAGAUGAUCUCACCUUGAGCGCAGCAUUCUUCAUCCACUAUGGACAGAGCCACAACACCAUCCUCCGGCGGCAUAGGGACAACAGCCACAUCACGGUGAACGUGUGCUUGAAGGUGGACUCCUUGCAGGGCUCUGAGAUUCGCUUCUUGCGGCGCAGUUCGGAGACCGCUCCUCCAGUGGGUGAGAGUGUGCUCGUGGAGGUGCCGGCGGGGACGGCUCUGGUACAUUGGGGCGACCAGGAGCAUGAGACCUUGCCCUGGCAGGCGGGUGAUCGCUGGACGGCUAUUCUGUGGUUCAAGCUUCGUGAGGCCUAG
Symbiodinium natans is the source of this 744-nucleotide messenger RNA. NCBI's taxonomy places the organism in Eukaryota, Dinophyceae, Suessiales, Symbiodiniaceae. The record is from the annotation of a GenBank genome assembly.